This is a messenger RNA of Annulohypoxylon maeteangense, 711 nucleotides long. RefSeq lists its product as uncharacterized. Bases 1 to 711 code for a protein of 236 amino acids. The transcript is spliced from 2 exons. The record is from RefSeq and is a predicted model, not a curated record. NCBI's taxonomy places the organism in Eukaryota, Fungi, Ascomycota, Sordariomycetes, Xylariales, Hypoxylaceae.
AUGAACUGCCCCGAUUCCACCAUUAUGCCAAACGGGAUGUUCAACCUCAGUAUCAACCUCCUCCAUGUUCCAGAUAACGAGCGAGCCUUCCUUAGCUUCUUUCACAACGACGAGGUACUAGAAUCGUUGCCUGAACCUGGCAUGCUCCUAGAUUCCAUCGCACUCCCCGGCUUCGACUACGUUUACAGUCGAUCUGACUUCAGCGAGGAGACCGAGAGGAACAUCAGGGAUGUCCUCCACGUUCUCGACACCGGAACUCCCCCUGGCCUCCCCGAGAUACCACCGCGAGUAGAGCGGGAACGACUAACAGGCCUGUUUGUCGCGAUCUUCAGAGCGUGCCUAUUCCAUUCCCGGCUAUUCCUCGUACCUGGUAACGAUGAGGUGUGGAAUUAUGAUAAUAGGAUGGACUUCUUCUAUAUGAGAGUCGUUGAGGAAGUCAAGGCUCGAGGAAUCGAGGGAGGAGGCUUUGCGUUGUUAACGGGUAAUGAUGAGGUGGACUCGCUAAACCCUGGUGCUCUCUGGGAACUGGAUAUAGACGCUGUGGAGGAGAUCGUCAAGUACAUCACCUUGACGCGUAUCACGAACGUCGAGAGACAGCGGCCAGGCGAGGCGGUCCCGCAGACCGAACUGACGCAAUUGGUGGAUGAUUGGAUUCGUCGUGCUGCGGUUAUCUACGGAACUCGCCAGAGUUAUAUUGAGGACUCCUUGUAG